AUGAGCACCCCCGAACCCACGCCGGCCCCGGCCCCGGCCGCCGGCAGCAACAACACCAUCACCACCCCCAAGCCUAAAGACCCCCACCCGCUCCUCGAGCUCCUCCCCAAACUCCCGCUCAUACUCCGGACCACCAUCCUCCACAUCCUCCGUCUAUCCGAGCAGUCCAAAUACCUAGACCUGCGCACCGAGCUCAUCAUCGCCGUCCUGCGCGCCUUCGUCAGCCCCUCCGUUCCCCGCAGCAUCUCAGAAACCCAACGGCUCACCAGCAAAGUGCCCUCCCUCAAAGGCCGCAUCUGGGUCAGCACCUACGCCUGUCCAGCCCCACCCCCCGGCGAAACAGGCCUGCAAGAUGCGAUCAGCGCCGCCAUCGACGGGCUGCGCGAUCCCAGGGUCCCCGUCCCGGUGUAUGACAUGCCACAGCCGGUGUCAGUCGAGGCCGAGUGGACGGGCUACCGCGCCAACGCGACGGCCGAGUCCCGGCUGCCGGAGGGACUCUCGCAGCAGGCGUUGUACGGGGAGAUGAUGAAGGAGGUGAAGACGCCGCUGACGGUGUUGUAUUUCCAUGGCGGGGCGUAUUACCUGCUAGAUCCGAAAACACACCGCGCGACGACCAAGAAACUGGCGAAGCUUACGGGGGGCAGGGUGUACUCGGUGCGGUACCGGCUUGCGCCGCAGAACCCUUUCCCUGCUGCGCUGAUGGACGCGUUGACUUCGUACCUGGCGCUGCUGUACCCGCCGGAGGGGGCAUUUCAUGAGCCGGUGCCGGCGGGGAAUAUCGUGUUUGCGGGGGAUAGUGCGGGGGGGAAUCUAGCGCUGGCUUUGCUCCAGUUGUUGAUGUUCCUCAACAGUGACUCUCAAAAGAAGAACAACAACACCAACAACAACACAAUAACCUGGCACAACCUCCCCCGCACCCUCCCCCUCCCCGCCGGCGUGGCCGUCAACUCCCCCUGGCUCGACAUCACCCACUCCUCGCCCUCCAGCACGACCAACGCCACGUUCGACUACCUGCCCACCCUCCCACAACAACUCGCCGCCGAAACUAAACGCCCCGCCUGCGCAGCCUGGCCCGCCCACCCGCCACGCAAACACGUCUUUGCAGCCGACAGCUUGCUCGGCCACCCGCUCGUGACGCUGGUGCUGGCGCGGUCGUGGCGCGGCGCGCCGCCGGUGUAUAUGUGCUCUGGGUGGGAGCUGUUGGCGGAUGAGGAUCGGUUUGUGGCGCAUAAGAUGUGGAGGGAGGGGGUGAAGGUGGUGUUUGAGGAGUUUGAGGCGAUGCCGCAUUGUUUUGGGUUGGUUUUUCCAAGGUUGAGGGAGGCGGGGAGGUGUUUGGAGGGGUGGGCGGGGUUUAUGAAGGGGGUUGUUGAGGAGGGGAAUGGGAAGGGGUCGAGUGAUAAUAAUGAUGAGGCGGGAGUGGAAAGUCGGUUUGUUACUGUGAAAGCGAGGACGUUGGAGGAGGUGGGGAAUGAGAUGGAGGGGUUGUGGAAGGAGGGGGAGGAGGUGGUGGAGGAGAGGGUGUGGAGGAAGGUUAGGGAGAGGGGGGUUGCUGAGGAGGGGCUUGCGAAGUUGUGA
Molecule: messenger RNA, 1575 nt
Organism: Dichotomopilus funicola
Lineage: Eukaryota; Fungi; Ascomycota; Sordariomycetes; Sordariales; Chaetomiaceae
Product: alpha/beta hydrolase fold-domain-containing protein
Exons: 1
Coding region: 1-1575 (524 amino acids)
Molecular function (GO): lipase activity
Source: RefSeq, a predicted model, not a curated record